UAUACUCCCUAUCACAGAAUCAAUGGAGAACCCAAAGCUCGAAGAACAGAGGAUGUGAAUAGGGUCUCUUUUUUUUACUGAAUUUUUGGCACAUUUCUCUUCUGGGUGGUGUGCAUUACCACAUUGUCAGAUGCAGAACAAUCAGAAACGUUUAUGGGCUUUAUUGCACUGUUCUUGACUGGUUUCCUGCCAAAAAACUGAGCAUAAGGGUUUGGAAGUUGGGAUAUUUCUUAGAUUUUUUUUUUCCUGAAAAUGGCAAUGAAGCCAUCAAACAACAUCUGGAUUCGUCGCCAGCAAUGCCCAUGUGGAGAUUGGAAAUGCUAUAUCAAAUAUGAAGGAGAUGAUCAGACUUCAGCAAACUCUCAAUUGGUAAAGAGUGAGACAUCAUCGUCAUCUUUAGCAUCAGAAGUCGUCUUCACUCCAUAUGUGGGUCAGAUAUUCAAAAGUGAUGAUGAAGCAUUUGAGUACUACAGCAACUUUGCUCGGAAGAAUGGGUUUUCAAUAAGAAAAGCACGCUCAACUGAAAGCCAAAAUUUGGGUAUUUACCGAAGAGAUUUUGUUUGUUAUCGUUCUGGGUUUAAUCAACCAAGAAAAAAGGCCAAUGUUGAGCACCCCAGGGAUCGGAAAUCAGUACGAUGUGGGUGUGAUGCAAAGCUGUACUUGACCAAGGAAAUUGUUGAUGGCGUUACUCAAUGGUAUGUUUCACAAUUCAGUAAUGUUCAUAAUCAUGAAUUGCUGGAAGAUGACCAAGUGCGUCUGCUUCCUGCAUAUCGGAAAAUACAGGAGGCUGAUCAGGAACGCAUUCUUUUGCUUUCCAAAGCUGGUUUUCCUGUGAAUCGGAUAGUGAGGGUGUUGGAAACAGAAAAGGGAGUUCAACCUGGGCAACUUCCCUUUAUAGAGAAGGAUGUUAGGAAUUUUGUUCGAACAUGUAAGAAAACUGUUCAAGAAAAUGAUGCUUUGCUCACUGAGAAAAGAGAAAAUGAUACAUUGGAACUCCUUGAAACUUGCAAGGCUUUGUCAGAGAGGGAUCCGGAUUUUGUUUAUGAUUUUACUAUGGAUCCAAAUGAUAAGGUUGAGAAUAUUGCAUGGUCAUAUGGGAACUCUGUUCAUGCAUAUUCAGUGUUUGGUGAUGUGGUUGCUUUUGACACUACAUAUCGCUCUAUCACCUAUGGAUUGCUCUUGGGUGUGUGGUUUGGCAUAGAUAAUCAUGGCAAGGCAAUCUUCUUUGGAUGUGUUUUGCUGCAAGACGAAACUUCUCAGUCAUUUGCAUGGGCUUUACAGACUUUUGUUCGGUUUAUGAGAGGAAGACGUCCACAAACAAUUCUAACUGAUAUAGAUUCUGGGCUUAGAGAUGCUAUAACUAGUGAAUUGCCAAAUACUAAACAUGUAAUAUGUUUAUGGCAUAUUCUGUCUAAAUUAUCCAGUUGGUUUUCUUUGCCACUUGGACCACAGUAUAUGGAUUUUAAAUCUCAGUUUGAUAUAUUGUGUCGUCUGGAGAGCAUAGAGGAUUUUGAACAUCAGUGGCAUCACCUUGUUGCUCAGUUUGGACUUGUUUCUGAUAAACAUAUUGGUCUGCUCUUUUCUUAUCGAGCAUCCUGGCCAUUUUCCUGCAUUAGAGGUUACUUUCUAGCUCGUAUGAUGACGUCUGAGUACUCAAAAUCUUUGGACAUGUUCUUCAAAAGAAUCUUGAGUGCACAAACAUGUUUGCAAGCUUUCUUUGAGCAGGUUGGUGUUGCUGCUAGUUGGGCAAAUCAGACCAGAGAAAACAUGCAAUAUAUGCAUAUUAAGACAUGCAUGCCUAUUGAAGAACAUGCACAGAGUAUUCUUACGCCUUAUGCCUUCAAUGUGUUACAACAUGAAAUAGUGCUGUCUAUGCAAUACGCAACAAGAGAAAUGGCUAACGGGUCAUAUCUUGUGCGUCACUAUAAGACAGUGGAUGGGGGAUGUCUUGUGAUUUGGAUGCCAGAAGAAGAGCAAAUUCACUGUUCCUGUAAGGAAUUUGAACAUUCAGGGCUUUUAUGCCGGCAUUCUCUCCGACUACUUGUUGUAAAGAACUACUUUCAACUCCCAGAUAAAUACUUCCCACUUAGAUGGCGAAAGGAGAGUUCCUUAAUUACUAUGGAUGAUCACAACACUCAAAGCAACAGUGAUGAGUGUUCUCAAGCCUUCCAUUCUCUUGCUGCAACUCUGCUGACAGAAUCAUUGGUUUCCAAGGAAAGGUUUAAUUAUGUUCAUAAAGAACUCACAGGGCUUCUUGAUCAUGUUAGGAAUAUGCCAGUUGUUGAUGAAGUUUCUUUGAAUAUGGCACCUAACAAUGUUGAUGAGUCUUAGUUUUUGUCAAUAUAGCAAAUGGCCUCCAAAUAUACUGUCCUAGUAGUUAAAAUGUGGUGUUGACAGCGCCAAAAAGAGAAGUAAAGAUUGAAUUUUUUAUUUUUAUUUUUUUUGCUUUUAAGCUAAUAGGCACGUAAUAGAGGCAGGGGAAUAUAGAUUUAGUUCAACUUCCAACAGCCCAUCCUAGAUUCUGGAUUGAGUGGCUUUAUUUUUCUGUAUUUAUUUGAAUUGUCACUACAGGCUGACAAGAGGUAGGCAGGCACUUUUUAUUCUUUAUUGUAAAAUGUAAUACACUUUUAUGUGAAAGGCUUUUUUUUCUCUCUUUUUUAUUUUU
This is a messenger RNA of Vitis vinifera (wine grape), 2665 nucleotides long. Its product is annotated as putative protein FAR1-RELATED SEQUENCE 10. The record is from RefSeq and is a predicted model, not a curated record. The transcript is spliced from 5 exons. Gene Ontology annotation, biological process: regulation of DNA-templated transcription. Lineage: Eukaryota; Viridiplantae; Streptophyta; Magnoliopsida; Vitales; Vitaceae. The coding region runs from base 253 to 2331 and encodes 692 amino acids. Gene Ontology annotation, molecular function: zinc ion binding.